Pollicipes pollicipes is the source of this 1008-nucleotide messenger RNA. RefSeq names its product thymosin beta. The transcript has 6 exons. Gene Ontology annotation, molecular function: actin monomer binding. The record is from RefSeq and is a predicted model, not a curated record. The coding region runs from base 84 to 590 and encodes 168 amino acids. Gene Ontology annotation, biological process: actin filament organization. Gene Ontology annotation, cellular component: cytosol. NCBI's taxonomy places the organism in Eukaryota, Metazoa, Arthropoda, Thecostraca, Pollicipedomorpha, Pollicipedidae.
ACGAAGCCAUUUGCUCUGUGGAGCGGUUGGGUCAGGUGGUGAUCGGAAUCCUUGGGCCGCAGACAGAUUUGUUACGUUGCACUAUGGCGGCUUCGACCAGUCCAACUCUGAAGGAUUUGCCCAAGGUCGCUCCAAACGUCAAGUCGGAGCUGGAGGAAUUCACUCCAGAUAAGCUGAAGCACACGGAGACGGUGGAGAAAGGAGUGCUGCCCACGAAGGAGGACGUGCAGCAGGAGAAGACGCAUAACGCCCUGCUGCAGGGCGUCGAGGGCUUCGACGCUGACCAGCUGAAGAAGACCGAGACUCAGGAGAAGAACCGGCUUCCGUCACCCGACGACGUGCAGCAGGAGAAGACACACCAGAACCUGUUAUCUGGUGUGGAGCGCUUCGACAAGGACUCAAUGAACAACGUCACGCCCGAGGAGAAGACUCAUCUGCCGAGUCCGGAAGAAAUCCAGCAGGAGAAGAAGCUCCAGUCGCAUCUGGACGGCAUCGAGCAGUUUGACGCGAACAAACUGAAACACGCCGAAACGGUGGAGAAAAACCCUCUGCCUACAGCGGAUGACAUCAAGGUGGAGAAGUCGGCCUGAAAUCGCUACCGGACCAGCCUCACCGGUCGGCAGCGGUCCUCCGUCUGCGGCGCCGUACCACCCCCCAGCGAGAUCCGGAAUGGUGGAGUUCUACGUGGCUGCAUAUGGAACUGUAGCUUGGCCGCUCUGCCGCGUGGCGGCGCUCGUGAGCCGGAGCGGUAGGCGCGUGAAGCGUGGGGGCGCGCGGCGGUACGGGCCGGACGAAGCGCCAGCUGGCCCGCUGUCCGGCCCGUCCCCAAGACUGCUUACCUAGACACGGCCAGGUGACGCUGUGAUCGAAACGUCUGUCGCUUCUUACUGUUUCUGGCGUCCAUCCAUUAAAAUAUGUGUACCUAGAUACGAUAUGCGUGUUCUCGUCUUCCUGUAAUGCUGAAUACUGAGGGAAACAUCAGAAGAAUAUAGUUUGUACGAAAAUAUA